Molecule: messenger RNA, 1808 nt
Organism: Fundulus heteroclitus (mummichog)
Lineage: Eukaryota; Metazoa; Chordata; Actinopteri; Cyprinodontiformes; Fundulidae
Product: methionine aminopeptidase 2
Biological process (GO): proteolysis
Molecular function (GO): metalloaminopeptidase activity
Source: RefSeq, a predicted model, not a curated record
AUGCGUCACUUCGCUCCUCUCUCGCUGAUCAUGGCGGAGCCGGAGCCACAGCGCGAAGUGGAGCCUCAACUUCUCAAUGGGGACGACUUGAACGGCGAGGAAAGAGAGGACGCGGACACCUGCGAGGCAGUGAAGAAGAAGAGAAGAAAGAAGAAGAGGAGCAGGACCAGCGUGCCAGUAUGUGACUUUGCAGCAGGGACAAACGAAGCAGAGGGGGACUCUGGAGAUGCCAGAGGUGUCGGCGAAGUGGCAGCACAGCUGGAGCAGCAAACCCUGGAGGACAAAGAGAGGCCCGAGGAUGCAGAAGAAGACGGCGACGAGGGGGAAAACUCAGCUGUCAAAAAGAAGAGGAAGAAGAAGAAGAAGAAAGGAGUGAAGGGACAGACUGACCCUCCCACAGUACCUAUUUGUGAGCUCUAUCCCAACGGGGACUUUCCAAAGGGAGAGGAGUGUGAAUACCCCCCAUCGAAAGACGGCCGCAGCGCAGCAUGGCGGACCACCAGCGAGGAGAAGCGGGCAAUGGACCGAGCCAACGAGGAAAUGUGGAGCGACUUCAGGCAGGCAGCUGAGGCCCACCGACAGGUGCGCUCUUAUGUCAGGAGCUGGAUCAAACCGGGGAUGACCAUGAUAGAGAUCUGUGAGAAGCUAGAGGAUUGCUCCAGGAGGCUCAUCAAAGAAGAUGGGCUGAAUGCCGGCCUGGCGUUUCCAACUGGCUGCUCCAUCAACCACUGCGCUGCCCACUACACCCCAAACGCAGGAGACCCGACCGUGCUGCGCUACGACGACGUCUGCAAAAUAGAUUUUGGUACACACAUCAACGGUCGAAUAAUCGACUGCGCGUUCACCGUCACUUUCAACCCAAAGUUCGACCGACUGCUGGAAGCUGUGAGAGACGCGACCGACACCGGCAUCAGGUGUGCUGGAAUUGAUGUGCGCCUGUGCGAUGUUGGCGAAACCAUCCAGGAGGUCAUGGAGUCUUACGAAGUGGAGAUAGAUGGGAAAACAUAUCAAGUGAAGCCGGUCAGGAACCUCAACGGCCACUCGAUCGGGCAGUACAGGAUACACUCAGGGAAGACUGUUCCUAUUGUCAAAGGCGGAGAGGCAACCAGAAUGGAGGAAGGUGAAGCUUACGCCAUCGAGACGUUUGGCAGCACAGGGAGAGGUGCCGUCCACGACGACAUGGAGUGCUCUCACUACAUGAAAAACUUCAACGUCGGACACGUGCCGAUAAGACUACCAAGGGCUAAACACCUGCUGAACGUGAUUAAUGAGAACUUCGGCACGCUGGCCUUCUGCCGCCGCUGGCUGGACCGCCUGGGGGAGAGCAAGUACCUGAUGGCGCUGAAGAACCUGUGCGACCUCGGCAUCAUAGACCCGUACCCGCCUCUGUGCGACAUCAAGGGCAGCUACACCGCCCAGUACGAGCACACCAUCCUCCUCAGGCCCACCUGCAAGGAGGUCGUGAGCCGAGGAGACGACUAUUAGGCGCGCGGCUAAGAAGCUCAGGUGAACCCGGACAAGCGUGGCAGCUGAGCGACGGCGGACGUCUUCGGACUGACACCACUUAUGCAAUAUCUCUCUGACCUGACUGUCCACAGCUUGAAUCCCUUUAGGUACAGUGCCUUGUAAAGGCAUUCAUAGCUCUUGAGCUCGUUCACCUUUUUGUCGCUUUAUAACCACAAACCACAGUGUAUGUUAGUUGGAUAUCACGGGAUAUGUACAAAAGGAAGUGCAUAAUUGUUAAGUGGAAAGACUUUUUUUUUUUUUAAAUGACAGGGAAACAAAGUUUUAAUAAAUAAAAAUCUGAA